Cuscuta epithymum is the source of this 1839-nucleotide messenger RNA. Lineage: Eukaryota; Viridiplantae; Streptophyta; Magnoliopsida; Solanales; Convolvulaceae. The record is from the annotation of a GenBank genome assembly.
CGUCCUCACGUCUAACAUGAUACACUCUUCUUUUACCCACUUGGCAACAUUUAUCUAUUUGUAAAAAAUUAUUCCUCAUUUUAAUGUCUAACUGCUGAUUAUGCCCCAAUGGUAUCCGUCCAAAGAUUAUAUUCUCUUUGUUAGCAUAUAUGAUUGAGGCGGCAGAACAGAGAAAGGCAGGCAGGCAACCUCUAAUUAAGUCCUUAUUAUUUCGUCUCACCUGCUGCUGCUGCUUCCAUUUUGGGCAGGGAAGGGGCGAAGUAACUGCCUUACUGGAGCAGUCUUAUAUGGAAAGGAACUGUCUGCCCUACUUUGAUCCUGAAUAUGAGACACUAAGCAUCAGAAUAAAUCCUCCAAGGGUGUCUGUGGACAAUAUUAGCUGCGAGGAUUGUACCGUAGUGAAGGUUGACAGUGUCAACAAACCAGGAAUACUUCUAGAUGUUGUGCAAGUCUUGUCAGAUUUGGAUCUCAUUAUCAUCAAAGCUUACAUAUCUUCUGAUGGCAGGUGGUUCAUGGAUGAUCUGAGUUGUUCUAUCAACAGUUUUUCAUGUCACCGACCAACAUGGCAAUAAAGUUACAGAUGGAAACACUAUUUGCUGUAUUGAAAAGGCUCUUGGGCCAAUGGGUUACACAUCAGAUGUCUUAAGGACUUGGCCAGGGAAAAAUGCGGGAGUGAACUCUCUGGUGGGAGAUUACACUGCAAUUGAGCUUACAGGAAGGGACCGUCCAGGUCUUUUAUCAGAAAUAUCAGCUGUCCUUGCCAAUCUCCGCUUCAAUGUGGUUGCAGCUGAGGCCUGGACACAUAACCAGCGCGUGGCAUGUGUUCUUUAUGUGAAUGACAACAAAGCCAUGGAUGAUCCAUCGAGAUUGUGUGUCAUCGAGGAGAAGCUCAGAAACAUUUUCCGGGGGCCAUGUGAGGCGGAUGAUACAAAUGCAGCUCAUUCAUGUGUUUCCAUGGGUAAAACUCAUGUUGAUCGGAGGCUGCAUCAGAUGUUCUUUGCUGACCGGGACUAUGAAACCUGCACUUGCGUUGACGAUGUGACUCCAGAUUCUCCUUCAUCUAAACCAAACAUCAUGAUUGAUCAUUGUGUGGAGAAGGAUUACUCUGUAGUCAAUGUUAGGUGCAAAGACAGGUCAAAGCUUAUGUUUGACAUAGUGUGCACCCUAACAGACAUGAACUAUGUUGUUUUCCAUGCGGCUAUCUCAUCUGACGGUCUUUACGCAUCACAGGAAUACUAUAUACGCCACACGGACGGAUGCAGUUUGGUGACGGACAGGGAAAAGGAGACGAUUAUCAAGUGUCUUGAAGCUGCCAUUCAACGUAGAGUAAGUGAGGGCUUGAGGCUGGAACUAAGUGCAAAGGACCGAGUAGGACUACUUUCUGACGUCACAAGAGUUCUCAGAGAAAAUGGGCUCGUGGUCACUAGAGCAGGUGUCUCAACAGUUGGGGAACAAGGUGUUGAAGUCUUCUAUGUUAGAGAUUCAUACGAUGGAAAUAGUCCAGUAGACAUGAUGGUUAUUGUUGAACGCCUUCGCAAAGAAUUUGGGCAGAGGAUGAUGCUUAACGUGAAGAAAGUCCCGACGUCUGUAAAGGUUCCUGAUCAGACUAGUGCUGGCUGGGCUAAGGCUGGCUUCUUUCUUGGGGGCUUACUCGGAAAGUUCCGCCAUUAGAAGUUUGUCCAUAAGAUUGAGCUUUGGCUGUAUAUUCUAACUUCUAUAUAGCUAUUGUAAACUCUAUAUAUAUAUUCCCAAUAAACUUUGCUUGUUUAGUAAUUACUGCUAAGCAUCUAUAGUCGACACAAUUCCUUUUUGUUCUCUUUCUUUGAGUAUCGAGUUCUC